Necator americanus (New World hookworm) is the source of this 663-nucleotide messenger RNA. RefSeq lists its product as uncharacterized. NCBI's taxonomy places the organism in Eukaryota, Metazoa, Nematoda, Chromadorea, Rhabditida, Ancylostomatidae. The transcript has 2 exons. The coding region runs from base 1 to 663 and encodes 220 amino acids. The record is from RefSeq and is a predicted model, not a curated record.
AUGCAUGAGAGAUCGGCCCGUCAUCAGCAUCAACAAAAUUACACCACGUACUGCGGCGAUGCUGAUGAGAACAAAGUAGGUGGCUGCGCAAUGGCUGUAAGAAACGAUUACAAAUACCUGGUGGAGGAAUUUGGCUCAACGUUGUCUAAAUUCACCUUUGUACGACUGCAGGAUCGCAGAGGGCGUAAACUCUGGAUCGUAAGUGCUCAAGCACCCACGGAAACCGCUGAGGACAAUAGUAAGGAUGCCUUCUAUGAUGAACUCAAUGCGUUGAUGUCUAAAAUACCAAGCCAGCAGGUGGUCUUUGUCGCAUUCGACGCAAAUGCGAAGAUGGGGCUCGAAGAGCAAUCCGAUGUGCCAGGAAGAUGGUGUCAUCCAGCAGAGUGCACGUUGGACAACGCAGAAAGCAGCGAAGAGGAGCAACGCAAGCGGAAGACGAGAACUCUCGAACUUCAACUCGACUACUUUCUUGCGAGGAACAUUCCUCAGUCAGAUAUCCGAAAAUCUAAGGCUGUUUGGGACAUCGCGUUCGACUCUGACCACCGUCCAGUUCUUCUCAGCUUCAAGAUACGGUUCCACAAGAGAAACCGAGGAGGUCCUCUUCAACAGAAAAUCGACAUGGCAGGUCUGAAAGACGAAGAAUGCAGAACGAAAUUCCGCUAA